Molecule: messenger RNA, 1091 nt
Organism: Acanthochromis polyacanthus (spiny chromis)
Lineage: Eukaryota; Metazoa; Chordata; Actinopteri; Pomacentridae
Gene: s100a10b
Product: S100 calcium binding protein A10b
Exons: 4
Coding region: 162-458 (98 amino acids)
Cellular component (GO): cytoplasm
Molecular function (GO): calcium ion binding
Source: RefSeq, a predicted model, not a curated record
CUCUGAUAUUUCCUCCCUCCGCCUCGCUGCAUCCCUCCCAUCACGCUGGGCGUUGCCUGGAUGGUAUAAACUCUCUGAUGAACUUUCAGUCAGUCCCACUGUUCACUGAAGCUCAGCCGACACUUUCUGCCUCUUUGUGACCUGCUCUCAUUCCUGCAGCCAUGACCAAUCUGGAGAAAAGCAUGGAGUCUCUGAUCGUGACGUUCCACCGUUACGCCAAAGACGACGGCGACAAAAAAACCCUGACCAAGAAGGACCUGAAGAAACUUCUGGAGAACGAGCUGCCCAACUUCCUAAAAAGCCAGAACGACCAAAAGGUCGUGGACAACAUCAUGAAAGAUUUGGACAACAACAAAGAUGACAAGUUGGACUUUGAAGAAUUUAUUCCCCUCAUCGCCGGCCUCUCGAUGGCCUGUGAAAAGUGUUACAACCUGAGUCUGAAGAAGGGCAAGAAGUGACGGGCAGAUUCAAAUGGAAAAAUCAUGAUAAUUUACAAAAAAGAUUGAAGACAUCAUGAUGCUGCCACCGCCGUGCUUCACGUCAUGAUGCUGCCACCACUGUGCUUCACGUCAUGAUGAUGCCACCACCGUGUUUUACAUCAUGAUGAUGCCACCACCAUGUUUUACAUCAUGAUGAUGCCACCGCCGUGCUUCACGUCAUGAUGAUGCCGCCACCGUGCUUCACAUCAUGAUGCUGCCGCCACCGUGCUUCACAUCAUGAUGAUGCCACCACCGUGUUUUACAUCAUGAUGAUGCCACCACCAUGUUUUACAUCAUGAUGAUGCCACCGCCGUGCUUCACGUCAUGAUGAUGCCGCCACCGUGCUUCACAUCAUGAUGAUGCCACCGCCGUGCUUCACAUCAUGAUGCUGCCGCCACCGUGCUUCCUGGCGAGGAUGGUGUGUUCGUGAUGAUGUGCUGUAUUUGGUGUCUUCCCUGAUGGGCAAAAAGCUAAAUUUUGGUCUCCUCAGACCAAAGAACUUUCUUUCAGUUGUCAGAGUCUCCACGUCUUCUGGUGAACUCUAGUCCAGAUUUAGUUUGAGCUUUUGUCUUUCUCUUUGUGUCCCAUAAAGCAAUAAAACAGUUAAAGCAG